AGAUUCGAUCCGAAAUGAACGACACGUCACAGCAGCACUACAUUGUGAUGGAAAGGAAAGUUAUCGCGGCUCACGAAUACUUGAACAAGUUGAAAAGUCUAUUAAUUUUGCCAGAAAUAGGGAUAUGCGCGAGCAUAUCAGCACUCGUUGGUACGCAUGCGUGUUAUUCGGAAACAUGACGGAGAGCACGUGCAAUAAAAGACAGCUUUCACAAAUCAUAUAUAAUAAACACUGAAAUUUCUUCUCUAUUUGUAAUUAUGUUGACAAUAAAUCUUCUUCCUUGGAAAGGCUCUUUUGUACCUAAGCAGAGGCAGAUUAUUUUUUUAUCACUGUCUAAAAUGAAGGAGCUUCAGUUACAAAGAGGUUCUCUAGUGAUUUUAAGCUGCGUGAAUGGAGAACUGCUUUUCAAAUGUUGGCCAGUAUUGCAAGAAGAAUCUGAGGCAGUCUUACCUACAUUUGCCAUGUUCAAGCAUUACACAGGAUUUCAGCAAUCCAUUCAUUUAUUCAAAGGCCUCAUAUUUGAAGCAGAAAAUGUUGUUUUUUCCACCUAUAAAUAUAUUCCGGUAAUGGAUACUGAAGACUUCCUAUUGUAUAUAAAGAGAAAGCUUGGUUAUGUAUACCUUAAAGAAGGGAUGAUUCUGCAUUUAAAUUAUUUAGGAUAUUCUCUUGUUCUAACUGUACGGAAAAUAUUUUCAAGCUUUUCUGAAAAUAAAGAGUUAGACUCAGAAAAUAAAACUGUUUUGACUAUGAAUUUCCCAUCAUUAGAUGAGAGUUUUAGUGAAAAAGGUAUUAUUAAUCGGACCUUAGGAUUCCAGAGCUCUACACCGAUUUCAUCUCCAAGAACUCAAAUAAUACAUGAUAAUUCCAAGGCAAGAAAAACAUUUUAUUUCAUUAGUAAAAAAACUAGAUGUGUUGUUCAAAAUCCAAAUUCAGAGUGGCUGAAUAAUAGGUCUAAAUUAAAAGAUAUUGCUGGCCUAGAUGAACAAAUUGAUAUUAUCGAGUCAUCUAUCAGACAUCUUUUGAAUGGAGAUCUUGCUUUUGGUACUCAAGGAAUUUUAAUUAUUGGUCCUCCUGGAACUGGUAAAAGUUUUUUAAUAGAUACAAUCCAAAAUGAAUAUGGAAAUCUGUUGCCUAUUUACAACAUCAAGAAUAUUAUCUUUUGUAGUGGCUUUCAUCUUCUAAAGAAACUAAUAAAAAAAAUUGAAGCUGAAUCACCCAGUUUAAUUCUUACAGACGAUAUUGACAAGCUUUGUGAAAAUAAAGAUCUGCAAAAUGACUUUUCUUCCUUAAUAUACAAAAUACUGGAUUCAUCUGCCUCAAUACUGGUGAUUGCCACAUGUCAGAAUGAAAAUUCUAUUCCUGCAAAUCUGCAGAAACCUGGUUUAAUGGAUGAAAAAAUAAAAUUUACCAUACCAUCUGCUUCUAAUAGAGUUCAGAUAGCACAGAAGAUUUUAAAAAUGUAUGAAAAUGAUGUAACCAAUGAUCAAAUUUGUGAAAUAUCUAAUUUGGCUCAUGGAUUUACUGGUGGUGACAUAAAAAGAUUAUGUCAGGAUGCUUAUCUGAAAGUAAUUGAAGAUAAUUCUUCAGAGUGUCACAUUACUUUUAGCCAUCUCCAAAAGAGUUUCUUGAAUAUAAAACCUUCAUCAAUGGAAAAAAUAAGAUUAGAAGUUCCAAAUGUCAAAUGGAGUGAUAUAGGAGGAAUGAAUGAGGUUAAAGACGCUGUGAAAGAAAUGGUUGACUGGCCUUUGAAACAUCCAGACAAAUUGAGAAAAUUCAAAAUAGUUCCUCCGAGAGGUAUUCUGUUGUAUGGGCCACCAGGUUGUUGUAAAACAAUGAUAGCAAAGGCUUUGGCUUCAGAAAGUCAAUUAAAUUUUAUAAAUAUUAAGAGUUCCCAAGUUUUCAAUAUGUAUGUUGGAGAAUCUGAGAAAUCAGUUUCAGAAUUGUUUAAAAAGGCACGAGAAGCUGCACCUUGCAUUCUGUUCCUUGAUGAGGUAGAUUCAUUGGUUCCUGUAAGAGGAAGCACAAGUGGAAAUUCCAAUGUGACAGAUCGAGUUGUAACCCAGAUUUUAGUUGAGAUUGAUGGGAUUGAUGUACUUGAACAAGGAGUAAGUGUUAUAGCUGCUACAAACAGACCUGAAAGGAUUGAUCCUAGUCUCUUAAGACCUGGAAGGCUUGAUCGUUUAAUAUACAUAGCUUUACCUGAUGCAAGGACAAGAAAAGAAAUUUUUCAAGUAAUGUUUCGAAAAAAACCAAUUUCAUCAGAUAUAGAUUUACAAUAUUUAGUAGACAAAACAGCAAACUACACUGGAGCUGAGAUUUCUGCUGUCUGCCUUGAAGCUUCUAAAUCUGCUUUAAAAGAAGGGAAAUUUCUCUCUGCACCACCAGUCAACAUGAAACAUUUUCUUAUGGCUUUAAAAAGUGUACAGCCAAGAACAACUCAAGAAAUGUUAGAUACUUUUGAAAAUUAUCACAACAAAUUCAAGUUUAAGUAAUGAUAAAAUCCUUCUAUAUUUUGCAUCAAUUAAAUUAUACACUUGCAGCGAACCAUUUGUUUUAAUUUUAAAUUAUGUUGAAUCUUUCUAUUGAGAUUUCUUUAAAAGCUCUAAGCAUAAGUUUUCUAAUUGUAUUUCUUGACUUGUUAUCAAAUAUUUGAAGUUUUUAUAAUGCUGUAAUAUAUUUUUUAUAUUAAUAAUAUAUGAAAUAAACUUUAAUAUAUCAUAUAUGAGCUAUUGUAACUAAUUUGAAGUAGUAUAGCAUGAAAUAUAUUAAAGUUGGAUUUGAUUAA
Molecule: messenger RNA, 2785 nt
Organism: Argiope bruennichi
Lineage: Eukaryota; Metazoa; Arthropoda; Arachnida; Araneae; Araneidae
Product: ribosome biogenesis protein SPATA5-like
Exons: 14
Coding region: 258-2492 (744 amino acids)
Cellular component (GO): cytoplasm
Molecular function (GO): ATP binding; ATP hydrolysis activity
Source: RefSeq, a predicted model, not a curated record